CGCUUAGACAAAUGGCGCCUUUCAAAGUUCUCCCGCCAACGCUUUCAUUGGUUCAUUUCAUAUUCUUGUGGCCCAAUCGUUUGUCUAAUACAACCACACGUGACUCUCCAUUCGACCAAUCAGCGUCCCCGUAGUGCCGACACUCCACUAUAAAUUCUCCCUGUGGCGCCUUGCAAUAUCACUACAGACGAAGCACUCCCUUUAGACGCCAUGGCAAGAACGAAGCAAACCGCUCGCAAGUCCACCGGAGGAAAAGCUCCCAGAAAGCAGCUGGCUACCAAGGCGGCCCGCAAGAGCGCCCCAGCCACCGGCGGAGUAAAGAAACCUCACCGUUACAGGCCCGGUACAGUGGCUCUCCGUGAGAUCCGCCGUUACCAGAAGUCAACGGAGCUGCUUAUCCGCAAGUUGCCCUUCCAGCGUCUUGUCAGGGAGAUUGCCCAGGACUUCAAGACCGACCUGCGCUUCCAGAGCUCAGCCGUCAUGGCUCUGCAGGAGUCGAGCGAGGCUUACUUGGUUGGCUUGUUUGAGGACACCAAUCUGUGCGCCAUCCACGCCAAGCGCGUCACCAUUAUGCCCAAAGACAUCCAACUGGCUCGCCGCAUUCGCGGCGAGAGGGCCUAAGUCUCCCAGUCACCCCAUCACAACAACGGCUCUUUUAAGAGCCACUCACAAUUUCUAAAAUGGCUUCAAUUCCUCUUAUAUCUUUCUUUAUUUCGUUUGUGUAUGGUGUAGAAAACGUUGCACACAUUACGAUUCCCAUUCUUUGAAGAACAAACAAAAUUAUUUUCUUUCACAAAGAAUGGCACCGUAUAAUUCCAUUUUUUUGGCCUCGGUCUUUAUAUUUAUAAGGUAUAAAGAAUAGCAAGUAUAAAGUAUUCCAUAGUUCCCUGAAUACUAAAGAUUUACCUUUUUAUAUUUAACGUUGGGAAUUGUUUGCAUUAAAAUGUCGAUUUGGUGUUGCUGUUCACCUUAUGGCUUUGAUAUUUAAGGUGACAAAUAUUGUAAUGUAAACCAUUUUGUUGACACAUUUAACACUGAAGCUAAAUGUGAUGAAAUGUCAAUUCAGGUUACCUAUUGCAUGUCUGUAAAUAAUUGCUAUAAUUUUGAAGUUGUAGGUAAGUUACUACAAUGUUCAGUACAAAUACUAUAAGGGUUUAAGGUGUAUUAAGUACUUUAAAAAAUUAAGGUGCGAAUACAUUGAUGAGCUGGUCAUUGAAAAUUAAUCAAAUAUGAUAAUGGUACACAAGAUGUUUGGUCAUUUGGAAUAUUGUGUACAUUUUAUUACAUGUAUAAAUACAUGUGAACAUUGGUAAAUACUGGCAUUACGAAUGAAAUAAAUAUACGAUUUUAAAAAUGUCCUUUUAGGACAUUUAUAAAUAUGAAUGUAUGACCUAUUUUGUAUUGAUUAUUCCUAAAUCAUUUUUAAUAAAUGACACGACACUGUCAAUGUU
Messenger RNA from Hippocampus zosterae (dwarf seahorse), 1451 nucleotides. RefSeq names its product histone H3-like. Bases 211 to 621 code for a protein of 136 amino acids. Lineage: Eukaryota; Metazoa; Chordata; Actinopteri; Syngnathiformes; Syngnathidae. Gene Ontology annotation, cellular component: nucleosome. The record is from RefSeq and is a predicted model, not a curated record. Gene Ontology annotation, molecular function: protein heterodimerization activity; DNA binding; structural constituent of chromatin. The transcript has a single exon.